Messenger RNA from Sabethes cyaneus, 1656 nucleotides. RefSeq names its product sensory neuron membrane protein 1 (gene Snmp1). The transcript is spliced from 7 exons. The coding region runs from base 1 to 1656 and encodes 551 amino acids. NCBI's taxonomy places the organism in Eukaryota, Metazoa, Arthropoda, Insecta, Diptera, Culicidae. Gene Ontology annotation, cellular component: membrane; cytoplasm. The record is from RefSeq and is a predicted model, not a curated record. Gene Ontology annotation, molecular function: scavenger receptor activity.
AUGAAGCUGGAAGAUUUGAAUUUUCGGAAGAUUACCAUUAUUUGUGCCGCCACUCUAGUUGGGGGACUAACAUUUAGUUUUGGAAUAUUUCCAGCGUUGCUGAAGUUCAUGUUGAAACAGAAUGUAAUGCUCAAGCCAGGCACCCAGAUGCGUGGAAUGUUCGAAAAGAUACCGUUCCCGUUGGACUUCAAAAUCCACAUCUUCAACGUGACCAACCCGGACGAAAUAAUGCGUGGUGGUAAACCACGCGUCAAGGACAUCGGUCCGUUCUAUUUCGAGGAGUGGAAGGAGAAGUACGACACGGUCGAUGACGUGGAGGAGGAUACGUUGACUUUCACGCUGAAGAAUACCUUUAUUUUUCGGCCUGAUAUUUCGGCGCCACUAACAGGCAACGAGAUGAUAACGGUACCGAACCUGCUGCUGCUGGGCGCACUGCUGACGGUUCAAAGAGAUCGCGAAGCCAUGAUGCCGCUGGUUUCCAAAGGAGCGAGCAUAAUAUUUGCGCCGAUGAACGGUUUUCAAACGUUGCGGGCAAUGGAUUUCCUGUUCGAUGGGUUUCCGGUCGACUGUAGCAGUCAGGACUUUGCGUCGAAGGCGCUUUGCUCCGGGCUGGAGUCCGAAGGACUGAUGGCUCCGCUGAAUGAAACGCAUUUCCGGUUUUCGAUGUUUGGAAUGAGAAACGGUACGGACGCUGGUCGGUGGGUCGUCUCUCGAGGAGUUAAAAACAUUCGAGAUUUGGGAAAGGUUCUGAGUUUCAACGAUGAGACUGAAAUGGAGAUUUACGAUGGUGAUUCGUGCAAUCAGUACAUUGGUACUGAUUCGACCAUUUUUCCUCCAUUUUUGACAAAGAAGGAUAAAUUGUGGGCUUGGUCACCAGAUAUCUGUCGAUCGAUGGGAGCUCAUUACAUUGGCAAGUCCAAGUUUGACGGAAUGCCAAUGAGUUUGUUCAAGCUGGAUUUUGGAGACUUAAAGAAUGAACCGGAAAACCAUUGUUUCUGCCGUGAUCCUCCGGAUGAUUGUCCCCCGAAAGGAACUAUGGAUCUGGGUCCCUGUUUGGGAGCACCUAUUAUUGGUUCCAAGCCACAUUUCAUUGACGGAGACCCGAAAUUACUACAGGAUGUUGACGGACUUGAACCGAACGAUCAAGAACAUAACCUUUACAUUCACUACGAAUUGAUGUCGGGAACCCCGGUAUCGGGAACGAAACGACUUCAGUUUAGUCUACAAUUGGAACCCAUCAGAGAUCACGAAGUUCUCGGUCAACUACCGGAGGUCAUACUUCCCAUGUUCUGGGUAGAGGAAGGUGUCACGCUAAAUAAAACCUGGACCAAUCAGUUGAAAUACCAAUUGUUUCUGGGACUAAAAUUCAACGCAGCCGUAAAAUGGAUUACGAUCAUUAUUGGAACGAUCGGUUCGAUUGGCGGUGGUUAUAUGUACUACAAGGGAACAACGUCACAAACGGUGAAUGUCACUCCGGUGACGGUUGGAAGCGCUAACGGGGAUGCCCGGCCGAAUGGCAGUGCAGGUACAGGGGGUGGUGAUACGACAAAGGAUCUGGUCAGUAUUAAUAACAGUCGCAAUCUGCCACCCGUAAUCGAUGGGUUGAAUAGGCCCCCGAAAGUGAUACCCACUGAGAUGCAGCAGGAAAGGUAUUAA